CCCAUCCCCAUCAGCACCACCAUCAUCCCCAUGAUCCAUGUAGUUCCUUCCUGUGAUGCCCUGGCAUCCUCAGCUGCUGUGCCAUGAGAGCGCGCGUGUCUGGUGCCCCGAAGUCCGAUCCGAUGAAUGACCUGCCGAAUCGCCUUCCCUUUCAGGUCGCUCUGAUCAAAGCCGACGACGCAGAAGGACUACGGGCCGCCCUCGCCGCCCUCUCCACUGACGCCCGCGCCGACUUCUUCAAAAGAAGGAGACCCCUGCAUUUCGCUGCAUCGAAUGGUCAUAAUACCGUGGUGGACGUCCUCCUAGCGGGGGGCGCCGACGUCAAUGCCAGAAACAACUCGGGAUGGAGCCCCCUUCAUUCAGCUGCGUAUAAUGGUCAUAAUACCGUGGUGGACGUCCUCCUGGCGGGGGGCGCCGACGUCAAUGCCAGAAGCAACUCAG
Penaeus chinensis is the source of this 441-nucleotide messenger RNA. RefSeq names its product GA-binding protein subunit beta-1-like. Gene Ontology annotation, molecular function: protein binding. The record is from RefSeq and is a predicted model, not a curated record. The transcript is spliced from 3 exons. Lineage: Eukaryota; Metazoa; Arthropoda; Malacostraca; Decapoda; Penaeidae. The annotation marks the transcript as partial.